Messenger RNA from Alosa sapidissima (American shad), 1857 nucleotides. It is a transcript of the gene adprm, whose product is annotated as ADP-ribose/CDP-alcohol diphosphatase, manganese-dependent. The record is from RefSeq and is a predicted model, not a curated record. The coding region runs from base 332 to 1306 and encodes 324 amino acids. Gene Ontology annotation, molecular function: ADP-ribose diphosphatase activity; CDP-glycerol diphosphatase activity; 2',3'-cyclic-nucleotide 2'-phosphodiesterase activity. NCBI's taxonomy places the organism in Eukaryota, Metazoa, Chordata, Actinopteri, Clupeiformes, Clupeidae. The transcript is spliced from 3 exons.
AGAAAAUAAACAGGAAGGUCGACGUACGCUCACAUAAAGACCGGUCCAGCACAAUCGGCUGUCCUUGUAGUCAACUUUCUGUGAAUGCUUAUGAACGGAGUUUGCAUAGAAAUCCUGACAUGUGUCUUAACAAAGAAUUAAACCUUGUGGAAAACGAUUUCGGACAGUGAGUCAGCAGUUGCGCAGGUGUUUCGUUCUGGCUGUGUUUCACAACUGUUAUCAUGUUGUGAAGGUAGGGGCCAGUCGAACGAGUUGUACGUGGAAGCUUUUCAGGCGGACCAAAACUGGAAUAGCGCUAUCGUUACUAAAGCAACUACGGGCAACGAAAACUAUGGAAGACUGUAAACCGCCAGUGUUUACGUUUGGAAUAAUAGCUGACAUUCAAUAUGCUGACAUAGACGAUGGGUUAAAUUUUAAACAGACACGGAAACGGUACUACAGAAAUAGUCUCAGGUUAUUACAAAAAGCGAACGAGGGCUGGGAUGAGGAAAAAGUGAAACCUAGUUUCAUUCUGCAACUUGGGGAUAUAAUCGAUGGAUUUAACAAAAAGUAUGACGCCUCUCAACGUGCACUGGAUACAGUUGUAAGAGUAUUCGACCAUAGCCCGGCAGUGCAUCACGUUUGGGGAAAUCAUGAAUUUUAUAAUUUCACCAGAGGCGCGCUUCUGUCCUCUGUCCUUAACAGCAGCACCAACCAGCAGAGCGUCUCUGAUGCUGACGAGUUUUACGCAUACCAUUUUAGCCCCACCCACAACUUUCGAUUUGUUGUACUUGAUGCUUAUGAUAUGAGCAUCAUAGGCCGCGAGCAGUCAAGUGAAAAGUACGAGCAGUCACUGAAACUUCUGAAAGACCAUAACACCAAUGAGGACCUCAACCAUCCCCCAGUUUUCUCAGGACUGGAGCAGAGAUUUGUCAAAUUCAAUGGGGGAUUCAGCGAAGACCAGUUGAAGUGGCUGGACGGAGUGCUGAGUAAAGCAGACGAGGCGGAGGAAAAAGUUACAGUUGCCAGUCACCUGCCAGUACACCCAGACUCAACUGACCCCAUAUGCCUGUCCUGGAACUACAACGAGGUCCUCUCCAUCCUGCAGUCCCACAAGAGUGUUGUGUGCUUCAUGGCCGGACACGAUCAUGACGGAGGCUACCACAGGGACUGCUCUGGCAUCCACCACCUGACACUAGAGGGGGUCAUCGAAACCCCUCCGGAGAGCAACGCCUACGGCACUGUGCACGUGUAUGAGGACCGCAUGGUCCUCAAGGGGAACGGGAGGAUGUUGGACCGUGUGCUCGAAUAUCCUGGAAAUCUUUGAGGUUGCACGAUGAAGCGAUGUAUAAGGACUCUCUGAUGCAGACCUUAACAUGUUUGUGCAAUUACAUGACUUUCUAUUGAGGGUAACUUGGAACUUGGAAUCUCUGCUGGUUUUGGUCCUAUAUCUAUGAAACUUGUAAGCAAUGUAGUUUCUAACUCAGGACUUACAUUGUUAGUCAUAGUAAAAAUGGGGCAUUCUGAUCUGAUUUUUAUUCUCCAUUUGGGUAAAUUGUGGAUGCCCUGUAUGCAGAGACAGAAUCUUUUCAGGUAAAAGAUUACAUUCACAAAGUAAUUUAUUUAAUGAAAGUGGGUAAAGGAAAUCUUUACAAAUAUUGUUUACAAAAAAGUAUAGCCUACAAACCUUGAACACACAUGAAUUAGCAUGUUAUAUAUGUGUGUAUAUAUAUAUAUAUAUAUAUAUAUAUAUAUAUAUAUAUAUAUAUAUAUAUAUAUAUAUAUAUUGACCAUUAGGAAGACUGUGAUUAGUAUUGGAUAGCACAGCAUCAAGCACUUGAAUGUAAACGAAGGAGAAUACUCUUAUGUGAAUUAAUA